Juglans microcarpa x Juglans regia is the source of this 2656-nucleotide messenger RNA. Its product is annotated as protein ENHANCED DISEASE RESISTANCE 2-like. NCBI's taxonomy places the organism in Eukaryota, Viridiplantae, Streptophyta, Magnoliopsida, Fagales, Juglandaceae. The record is from RefSeq and is a predicted model, not a curated record. Gene Ontology annotation, molecular function: lipid binding.
AAACAGAGAGGGAGGGAAGGGAGAGAGCGAGAGUUUUACCUGCAAUUCCAAAGAGGGGCCAUUCCCUGUGAAACCCCCGUGAUUCUCUGAAUCCCAUAGCUGGGAUCAGAGGUUCACCAUCUUUACCCUUCUCCAUUUUUUGAAUUAUACAUCAUUGGAAAUCAUUUUUGCAUGAAUUUUAAUUUCUAAGAAAGAAAAAAAGGGGAGAGAAAAGAAGAAAGAAAAUAAUCUGGGAAUCGAAGAAGUGGGCCUCUUGAGGAUUGGGAUUCUCUGAGAUGGGUACGUCGCAAAGUGAGGGAAGAAUGGAGGGGUGGCUCCAUCUCAUACGCUCAUAUCGGUUUGGGCUUCAGUACUCCCGUAAGCGCUACUUCGUUCUCGAUGAUCACCAUCUCAAAUGCUUUAAAUCGGUUCCCACUUCAAGUAACGAGGAUCCUGUUAGAAGUGCUAUUAUAGAUUCCUGCAUUCGAGUAAUGGACAAUGGGAGGGAGAGCAUUCAUAGAAAAGUACUCUUCAUAUUCACACUUUAUAAUACUUCCAAUCACAAUGAUCAACUUAAGUUGGGAGCAAGCAGUCCUGAAGAAGCAGCACGAUGGAUUCAUUCUUUUCAGGAAGCAGCUUUAAAGGGUGGUCCUGCAGUGGUGGAUAAUCUUGUUGGUUGCUUGCAAAGCAGAUGGCCAUCCUUUAGAUUAAGUGGUUCUAGCAGGAUAAAUCAUUGUAGUCCUAUUGACUGGGCUCUUCAUUCUUCCUCGAGAAUGGAUCCUGUGACUUCGGAUGUUAUUGCUCCUUCAUCUUGGACGAUAUUUGGUUGUCAGAAUGGUCUACGGCUAUUUAAAGAAGCUAAAGAUCGGGAUUCUUGUAUGAAGUGGGAUGAUCAUCCAGCAAUAAUGGCUGUGGGUGUGGUGGAUGUAACUUCGGAAGACAUUUUCCGGACACUUAUGUCUCUUGGUUCCGCAAGAUCAGAAUGGGACUUCUGUUUCUACAAGGGCAGUGUGAUUGAGCACCUUGAUGGUCAUACCGAUAUUAUUCACAAGCAAUUAUAUAGUGAUUGGUUACCUUGGGGGAUGAAGCGAAGAGAUUUAUUAUUGCGACGUUAUUGGAGAAGGGAGGAGGAUGGAACAUAUGUUAUUCUUUAUCAUUCUGUGUUUCACAAGAAGUGUCCACCUCAGAGAGGCUAUGUCCGUGGCUGCCUUAAAAGUGGAGGGUAUGUUAUAUUGCCUGUGAAUGAAGGGAAACAAUCAGUUGUAAAGCACAUGCUUGCUAUUGAUUGGAAAUUCUGGAAAUCUUAUCUACGACACUCUUCAGCACGAUCUAUUACCAUCCGUAUGCUUGGGAGAGUUGCUGCAUUACGAGAGAUGUUUAGAGGAAAACUAGGAAAUUAUACAUCUCCCGAUUUCUCUUCAGGAGAGUUGACUAGAAACACUAGAUUGAAUCAGAUUGAAGGGGCUAGCACGGUUGAUUUCAGAGUACUGACAGGGGAUGGGAAGACCAAGGAAAAUAUUGCUGAGGAAAUGGAGAAAACACCUUCGGAACAUGGAAGCCUUGUUGGCUUGAAUGAUGCUGCUGAUGAAUUUUUUGAUGUCCCAGAACCAUCCGAAUGCGAUCAAUGUGAAAAUAGCCAGACUUCUGAUUUUGGUCCAGAUAUAUACUCCCAGGAUGUACGUCAAACAAAAUUAUCAACUGCUGCUGGUCUUGUGAAAAGAUUGCAUGAUCUUGCAGUUCACAAGAGGGGCUAUAUGGACUUGCAAGAGAUGGCAAGGGAAGACUGUAUCUCAUGCUGCUACAGAACAACUCUUCCAAAAGACCCAUCUUGUGCAUUGGCUUGCAGCUGGAUAGCAGCAGAUCCUUCAACUUUCCUAAUUCGUGGACCUAGUUACCUGGAUGACCAUAAGAAGGUCAAGGCAAAAGACACCUUAAUGCAAAUGGUUGCUGCAGAUUGGCUAAAAUCUGACAAGCGAGAAGAUGAUCUUGCAGGCCGUCCUGGGAACAUUGUUCAGAAAUAUGCAGCACAGGGUGGGCCGGAGUUCUUCUUCAUUGUAAACAUACAGGUCCCAGGCUCAACAACAUAUAGCCUUGCUCUGUAUUAUAUGCUGAAUACUGCUGUGGCAGAUGCGCCCCUGCUAGAAAAUUUCAUCAAGGGGGAUGAUGCAUAUAGAAACUCGAGGUUUAAGCUCAUACCGUAUAUAUCUAAGGGUUCAUGGAUAGUUAAGCAAAGUGUGGGAAAGAAAGCAUGCCUGAUUGGUCGCCUUGAAAUUAACUAUUUCCACGGGAAUAACUAUUUGGAGCUUGGGAUCGAUAUUGGGUCCUCAACAGUUGCAAGGGGUGUGGUCAGUCUUGUUCUCGGGUACCUUAACAAUCUGGUUAUUGAGAUGGCAUUUUUGGUACAGGCGAAUACGCCAGAAGAGCUACCAGAGUAUCUCCUUGGAACCUGCCGUCUUAACCAUCUUGAUGCCUCCAAAGCAGUAUUGGUGAAACCAUGAUAACCUCCCAAUACUUCCUUAAAAACCACCCAGAUGUUGGGGACAAAGAGCUAAAACAUAAACGCUGAAAUUGGAAGUUCAAGAUGCUUAUGCUCUAUAAACUUGCAGGACUCAUUUCUUUUACCAGAUCAAACUGAGAUUGACAGCUGGUUAUUUUUGGUGUAUAUAUCAUUAAUUGA